Messenger RNA from Encephalitozoon intestinalis ATCC 50506, 2142 nucleotides. RefSeq names its product Vesicle coat complex COPII subunit Sec24. Gene Ontology annotation, molecular function: SNARE binding; zinc ion binding. Lineage: Eukaryota; Fungi; Microsporidia; Unikaryonidae. The record is from RefSeq and is a predicted model, not a curated record. Gene Ontology annotation, biological process: endoplasmic reticulum to Golgi vesicle-mediated transport; COPII-coated vesicle cargo loading; intracellular protein transport. The transcript has a single exon. Gene Ontology annotation, cellular component: COPII vesicle coat; endoplasmic reticulum exit site. Bases 1 to 2142 code for a protein of 713 amino acids.
AUGCACUCGAGAGAUUUUGCAUCCCAGGCCAUGCACCAAACGAGUAAACAGUUUCCAAAAGCAUUUGAGGGACAGAGAAGGCCAAAGAUGAAAAUUCCAGACUUUCCGUCAGAACUCGAGAAGGACCAAGCAUCCUUUUUUUCCUUUGAUACAUCAGUCCAACCUCCACCUCUUAGCACAACAAAUUGCUUUAUUACCGAGACAACAAACACAGAUCCUAAUCUUCUGAGAUCCACAAUGUAUACUCUUCCUACGGAUACUGAUACCUUUGAGUCAAUGGAAAUUCCCUUUGGAUUAGUUCUCAAUCCUUUCAAUCAGAAAGCUAUGGCAACCGAGUUGGACAAAAGCAUUUCUAUGAAGUGCUGGCAAUGCCAAAGUUACGUCAACAUAUUUACAAAGAUCGAAGGAAACACUUUCUACUGCAACAUUUGUAACUCAAAAAACCAGGCAAAAGAGAAAAUAAGUAGCGAGGUUACCAGAUAUUCCACAAUAGAAUAUGUUGAUAGGGUGAAAGAGGAAAGAAUCACAAGGCCAGAGGCUGGAAACAUAGUUUCAGAAAGUCUUUUCAGGACUACAAUGAUUGAUGGGCCAGCAUUUAUUUUUGGAAUCGAUACUACUGCAUCUCCAUUAAUGGAGCAUGCAUUCAAAGCUAUGAAGCUUUUGAUUAACGAUGAAAACUUUCGAUUUCUGUUUAAGAAAGUUGGAGUGAUCCUGUUUUCCAGCACUGUUUCUUUGAUAAAGCCAUCGGGGGGGAUGAUUACAGAGGUUCUACUGUCGGACAGGCUUCAACUUCCGUUUAUCUCUCCGGAAUUCUUAAUGGAUUCCGAAGACGAUGGGCUGAUGAAAUCAUUAAUGGAGUACGUUAUGGGAAAAUCCGAAGACAAAGGAAAGUUCAAAAAUGGAUUUGAAGAUUGCUUAAGGGUUGCAAUUUCUAUAGCAGGGUAUUGCAAGGGCUCAAAGAUGGCGGUUUUUUCGAAUAUUCAAGACAAGGUGGAAUAUGAGGAAGUGGCAAAGCAACUCAUCGAGGUGGGAUGUUCGCUAAAUGUUUUUUCAACACAAAAGACAUCUGCCACCAAGCUGUGUGCUUCCACUACAGGUAAAUGUUUUAUAUAUAGCCUUGAAUCCCUCAGCAAGCUGGGCCCAGACCUCCUAAACCUAGGAGUCACAAAGAGCUCAUACAAAGUGCAAGUCGAGGCAAAGACUUCGGAUGCCAUAAGGAAAUUGAGUUUUUAUGGAAAUACAGUCUUUGAACAUCUAGGGUUUCAGGACUUUGCACAUAUGGAUGAUAAAACUGCAUUUGGAAUGACCUUUUCCUUGGAAGAGCCGCUCCAAAAUAAGUCUAAAGUGUAUGUCCAGGUGAUACUAAGAUUUUACUCUUUUGACGGGUCAAGUAGGGUUCUUGUGAUGAAUUCCAGCUUUGAAGGAUCGUCGAGAAUUUCAGAGGUCUAUGCAAGCCUCAGCUUUGACACUCUGGCAUGUAUAUAUGCAAAAUACAUAGCAAUGGACGAAAGCACUGCCAAGGAACAUUGUAAGAAGGUAGAAAACUCGAUUAGCCGAUCUCUUAAGUAUUAUAGGGAUAACUGUUGCAAAGAGGCGUCUAGUUCCCAGUUUGUUCUUCCUGAAUCUAUCAAAUUGAUCCCUUUGAUAUACCAGGCAAUGGUGAAAAAUAGCUGUUUUUCCAACAACAUAAGCACAGAUACCAUGUCUCGAGUGACUGGCUUUACUGUCGAGGAAAAUCUCAGGUUUUUUUAUCCGCGCCUAUUUGCAUUUACCGAUUUCUACAUAGACAAAUCUCUGGAAAAGGUCAAAGCUCUCAGACUCAAUGUUGAGUCGCUUAACUCUGAAGAAAUAUAUAUCUUAGACAACUCUCAGAAGAUAUAUAUCUACAUUGGAAAAGACGUAGAUAUUUCUCUGAAGGAGGCUAUAUUCAGAGAUAAAACAGAGGAAAACGAAGUUCUGGAUAAGAUGAUUGAUGAAUUCUACACUUACUAUGAUAGUGAACUUCCAGUUAUAUUUGUGGAAGAAGGAAAAGGUGGGUCGGAGGUUGAAUUUGUCGGAUAUAUGGUUGAGGACAGACUCAACGACAUACCCUCUUACUCUGAUUAUAUAUGUGAGCUUCAUUUUAAGGUCAAAAAUGCUUAG